AUGCUGAGACGGAAUGUGGAAAACAGUAAAUUCUGGCUAGAUCUUGACUCCUUGCUGCUGAUGAAAAUAUCUUUUAGAGCCUGGAGACAAGGCGAAGCCCGGCGGCGCAGGGAGGUUUGUCGCUGGCCGUGCCGGUGCCCGCCGGUGCCCGCCUGCAGCCCCGGGAUAAGCCUGGUGCGGGACGGCUGCGGCUGCUGCCGGGUCUGUGCCAGGCAGGCGGGGCAGACCUGCGGCGCCGCCGACGUCUGUGACCCCCACAAAGGCCUCUACUGCGACUACUCCGCCGACCAGCCGAGGUACGAGGCGGGCGUGUGCGCAUAUCUGGUAGCUGUAGGAUGCGAGCUCAAUGGAGUUUUUUAUCUCAACGGGCAGAGCUUCCAGCCUAACCCGCUUUACAAGUGCCUGUGUGUCAGCGGGGCCAUUGGCUGUACGCCUGUGUUCGCGCCGAGCUCAGCACCGAGCGCCGGGGCCGCGGGCGGGCAGAAGCCGGGACGAUCCACCUGCGGCCCGGGACACCACAGGCGGCUUCAAGCGGCGAACUACAGCCUGACGUCAGCUUCCAGAAGCUUACCGCUGGUUUUGAAGAAAAAGUGCCUGGUUCAGGCAACUCCCUGGACAGGCUGCUCCCGGACCUGCGGCAUGGGCAUGUCCAGCAGAGUGACCAACGACAACGGAAAAUGUGAAAUGAAGAAGGAAAAGAGACUGUGCUUCAUCCAGCCUUGUCUGACCAACGUGCUGAAGACAGUAACGAUCCCCAAAGGAAAAACAUGUCAACCGACGUUCCAGCUUCCCACAGCGGAGAAACUCGUUUUUUCAGGAUGCUCGACCACUCAAAGCUACAAGCUAACUUUCUGUGGGGCGUGCUUGGACAAGAGGUGCUGCGUACCUAACAAGUCCAAAAUGAUCACCGUCCAGUUUGAGUGCCCCAACGAAGGCUUCUUCAAGUGGAAGAUGAUGUGGAUAACAUCGUGUGUGUGUCAGAGGGUGUGCAGUGCUCCAGGAGAUGUAUUUUCUGAACUCAAAGUUGUGUGA
Molecule: messenger RNA, 1032 nt
Organism: Tyto alba (common barn owl)
Lineage: Eukaryota; Metazoa; Chordata; Aves; Strigiformes; Tytonidae
Gene: CCN6
Product: cellular communication network factor 6
Exons: 5
Coding region: 1-1032 (343 amino acids)
Biological process (GO): cell adhesion; signal transduction
Cellular component (GO): extracellular matrix; extracellular region
Molecular function (GO): integrin binding; heparin binding
Source: RefSeq, a predicted model, not a curated record